Anthostomella pinea is the source of this 2025-nucleotide messenger RNA. Lineage: Eukaryota; Fungi; Ascomycota; Sordariomycetes; Xylariales; Xylariaceae. The record is from the annotation of a GenBank genome assembly.
AUGCUGCGGAGCUGGCUCUUGCGUUUCUCUCUGUUGAUCGCGCUGGCCACGAUAGAGGUUGGGGCUAAUUGUAAUACUGGUGAACUGGGCACGGAUUCGGUGUUCGUCAGGGCCGCACAGCUGCCGCAUGGUGACCAACCCAAGCUACACAAGAGGAUUGAACAUGUCGUGGCCGAGAAGGAGACCGAGCUGGAGAAGCUUUUGCUGGAAAGAACACCCGAGUCCCCCAGCAGUCCAAGAGAAAGAGCAUCGCCAGCUCUGGGGAUACCAGAGCCAACAGCACCCCCGCAAAGGCGACAGGAUGAUGGCCAAAUCCAGGGGCUUUCCUCACAACUCCAAUCACUCUCAUCAUCCGCCACCCAAGCUAUAUCUUCAGUCUCGUCGAGCGCCUCUUCGGCCAUCAGCCAGAUCUCUCAGUCCGCACAAUCCAUCCGCCAAUCUGCCGACCAAGCAGUACAAUCUGCAAAUCAAAAUGCCGACGAUGCCAAUCGCCAGCUGUCACAAACGCAGUCGUCAGCUUCGAGCGCUAUCUCGGCUGCCACCUCCCGUGCUAGCAGCCAGAUCAGUCAGUCGUUGUCGAGCAUGAGCAGCCGCAUUGCGUUGAACAUGGCAAGUGCGCAAAGCAGCGCAAGCAGUGCUGUCAGUGCGGCGCAAGUAGAAGCCAGCCAGUUCGCUGCUAGCCAGGUUCAGGAAGCCAGAGCGGACGCAAGCGGAGUGAGGGGCGAUGCCGACUCCCUUGUAUCACAGGUGCAGGCGAACUCUAUUUCGGGCACGAAUGUCGCCAUCAUAGUUUCCGCGGCGGUUGUCGGAACCGCCAUCCUCUCUACAGUACUUUCUUGUCUUAUCGUCAGGUGUAGACACAAGAAGAGACGUGCUCGCGAGGCGGAGGCGGCUGCUGUGGGUUUGAACGAGAAGCCCCCAGAGAAGCCUAUUGCCGUUCGUGGAACACCAAACAGUCCGCGGUUUACGCCCUUUGGAGGGGGCACAGGCUAUCCGAUGGACAAGUUCAAGCUUCCUGUCCUGACCCCCAUAAAGAGGAAGAAGGUCAACGAAGACAGCCGAGCCAACGUUGGAUUCGCUGUUAGUGAUUAUAGUAACGAAGGUGGUGACACCAAGGCCCAGAGUUUUGGCGGAAAGGGGGAUGGCAAUGCUGAUGUCUAUGGGGUUUCGCCAUCGAGUUUUCGUCUCCAGAAGCCCACCGGUACCGUCAAGAGUGCUACCAGCGUGCGACUCAUCAGAGUCGGCAGCGACAAAGACAAAUCCAAGGCCGAGACAAAUCAUCCUCCGCGGACUCCCCCCAGCCCAAUGUCGCCGCCGCCACCUGCACCACCACAGGUUGCAGCAGCAGUAGCGGCCGCGUACCCAGAGCCACUUAGUCCGCCUCCGACUCAACCCCUCCCACCAACUCCUUCUGCAAUCACGCAACCUCCCAAAGCACAACAGUCACCGCCUAAGCCGCGGUAUCCGCGAGAGAGCACACACUCAACAACGCGGGAUUCCGAGGCUGACAUGCCCGGCUGGCGACCGCCCACCAUGACCAGCCAGCGACGACUCAAGUUUCGCGACAGCAGCGAUAUCGAGUCGGCGGAGCCCACCCCAACAACCAACGGCUGGCGGUCGUCCUCCAUCCGCAAUACAAUGACCUCGAUGCGCAACACCAACACGGCCAGUCUACGCACAUCGCCGCCAGACAGCAGUAGCCGAUCGCCGCCAAGGGUAAGACCCCAGACGACCGCCGCGGCCAGCUUCACCACGUUCCCCAAGGUGCGCGCCGGCCCUGCCAGGGGCUCCGCCGCGGCCAGCGUCGCCGACAGCAUCAUCAGCCGUGGACGGCCUGGCCUUGGACCUGGCUUGCAGGCCAGGCUGCGGGGGGAGGCCGACCGCAGGCGGACAGAGCUGGCUGGGUUUGCUGGCGGUGGGCGGCCACAGGGCGGUAACCGCGAGAACGAUAGGUUGCGCUCGAGUCGCGAGUUCUUUAGCGGGGAUGCUCUUCGGACUGCGGCCUGGCCUUUUGAGGGGAGGUAG